UUAUCAUACAACCAACUAUUCUAUGAUACCCUGAAAUAGUGAGAGCUUUUACUUUGAAGGGAUUCGGCUAACAUCCGCUCUGGGCCCUGCCCUUUCCUGUUAGCUAACACAGAGCUUUCAUCUUACACCACAUUUAGCUACUUAACAUUAUCUCUUUUAUAUAGUAACGUCGUCUGUCGUACUUUACUUUAGAACAAGCGCAAAUAUGGCAGAGGCCAUUCAAAAGAAACUGAAAGCGGAAGUCGAAAAAUAUGCACAAAUGCAGAAAGAUGUUAGCAAGAGCAUGUCAGCCAGACAGAAGCUGGAGACGCAGCUGACAGAGAACAACAUUGUCAAAGAGGAGCUUGAUCUGCUGGACAGCACAAACACAGUGUAUAAGCUUAUCGGUCCAGUAUUGGUGAAGCAAGACCUGGAUGAGGCCAAAGCCACAGUCACAAAAAGGCUGGAGUACAUCAAUGGAGAGAUUCAAAGGUACGAAACGGUCCUGAAAGACAUGGAAAAGAAAUCUGAGCAGCAUCGAGAAGUCUUGUCCAGUUUACAGCAGGAGUUCCAGAGAGCUCAGGGCCUGGCUGUCGGCAAAGUCUGACCAAGUGGUCCAGCUUCAUGCUUACACACACACACACACACACACACACAGAUGUGUCAUGUUAGUCAUGAUAUAAUGUAGACCUUCAACAUAAGAGUAAGAGUGAAUUCUGCUUGUAUCUUGUCAUUAAUUUGUUAUUACAGUGACUCUUCCUGUGUUACUAAUAAACAUGUUUUUCAUGAAAGGUC
Messenger RNA from Etheostoma spectabile (orangethroat darter), 774 nucleotides. RefSeq names its product prefoldin subunit 6 (gene pfdn6). The record is from RefSeq and is a predicted model, not a curated record. Gene Ontology annotation, cellular component: cytoplasm; prefoldin complex. NCBI's taxonomy places the organism in Eukaryota, Metazoa, Chordata, Actinopteri, Perciformes, Percidae. Gene Ontology annotation, biological process: protein folding; chaperone-mediated protein complex assembly. The transcript has 4 exons. The coding region runs from base 206 to 586 and encodes 126 amino acids. Gene Ontology annotation, molecular function: protein-folding chaperone binding.